Delphinapterus leucas (beluga whale) is the source of this 2672-nucleotide messenger RNA. RefSeq names its product LIM zinc finger domain containing 2 (gene LIMS2). Gene Ontology annotation, cellular component: focal adhesion; cytoplasm; cell-cell junction. Gene Ontology annotation, biological process: positive regulation of substrate adhesion-dependent cell spreading; cell-cell junction organization; positive regulation of integrin-mediated signaling pathway. Lineage: Eukaryota; Metazoa; Chordata; Mammalia; Artiodactyla; Monodontidae. The record is from RefSeq and is a predicted model, not a curated record.
CUGCGAGUCCUCUGGAUCCUUAUUUAACGCUGCGCGUGGUGCCUGCCUGGCCAGCAGUGGCCACAGUUCAGAUGCUGGCCGUGGGUGUUUGCACUUAGAUCACAGUAACCCCCCCAGUCCCUUUAAGUAAGAAGGCAUGGAAACGCUGCCUUUCUUGUGGUCUUCCAUUGGAGGCUGCUGCUUCUGCUUUCCGUGGUGAGCUGGGGGGCUACCUGCCCUCUAGCUUUUGACAGUGUGGACCCCUUUUGGGGUGGAUGGUUAUUUGUUGGCCAGAUCCAGGGACCGGGCUGCCCUGGUCUGGGUCUCCUAGGUGGCUGCAUGUUCUCAGGGAAGGGAACAAGGCAAACGUGGGCAUGUGCGGGAAUCCCUCAUCAGCUUCUUGACUGCAGGAUUCCUAAGCUGGCUCAGUCCCAUACUGCCCUCCUCAGAUGUCUGUACCAUCGUCAGCAUGUCCAGGGGGCUUAGGGUUUCCUCGGAGGCUCCUGGCAACCCGGGAUCUCCAGGCAUCCUGCCCUGCCACUGUGGACUGGACCUCUCACCUCGGUGCACUUUGGGAGCUUCCCAGCGUGUUCCCUCCCCAGCCUGGACCCAACCCUGCCAGCCUCAGCUUUCACUGUGCUGCCCCCGCGGCGGGAACAAUAUCCUUUCUAUUCGGAGUUGACUCUGCUGCCCUUUGGAGAUCGCAGUGCGUAACGUGAGCUCCUGUGCAGAGGGGUGGGGGCCGAGGCGCCCCCCGCACGCCCGGAGUCCGGCCGCCCAGCCCGGCCGUUGGUGGCUGCCCGCCGCCGCACCUGCCCUCCGAGGCUGGGGUCCGACGGCCGGUCGGAGCAGGCGGCCCGCGACGCGCCGGCAGGAGGAGGCCCGCGCCAUGGCCGCCCGGCUGGGCGCGCUCGCCGCGUCGGGGCUGUACCGGCGGCGCCAGCACCGGCAGAGCUCGCCGCCCGCCGCGCCCGGUAACAUGUCCAAUGCCUUGGCCAAUGCCGUGUGCCAGCGCUGCCAGGCCCGCUUCGCCCCCGCCGAGCGGAUUGUCAACAGCAACGGCGAGCUGUACCACGAGCACUGCUUCGUGUGCGCUCAGUGCUUCCGGCCCUUCCCCGACGGGCUCUUCUACGAGCUCGAAGGGCGGAAGUACUGUGAACACGACUUCCAGAUGCUGUUCGCUCCGUGCUGCAGGACCUGCGGCGAGUUCAUCAUUGGCCGCGUCAUCAAGGCCAUGAACAACAACUGGCACCCCGGGUGCUUCCGCUGCGAGCUGUGCGACGUGGAGCUGGCCGACCUGGGCUUUGUGAAGAACGCCGGCAGGCACCUGUGCCGACCCUGCCACAACCGUGAGAAGGCCAAGGGCCUGGGCAAGUACAUCUGUCAGCGCUGCCACCUGGUCAUCGACGAGCAGCCCCUCAUGUUCAAGAAUGAUGCCUACCACCCAGACCACUUCAGCUGCACCCACUGCGGGAAGGAGCUGACUGCAGAGGCCCGCGAGCUGAAGGGCGAGCUCUACUGCCUGCCCUGCCAUGACAAGAUGGGUGUCCCCAUCUGUGGGGCCUGCCGCCGGCCCAUCGAGGGCCGGGUGGUCAACGCGCUGGGCAAGCAGUGGCACGUGGAGCACUUUGUCUGCGCCAAGUGUGAGAAGCCGUUCCUGGGGCACCGGCACUAUGAGAAGAAGGGCCUGGCCUACUGUGAGACCCACUACAACCAGCUCUUUGGGGACGUCUGCUAUACCUGCAGCCACGUGAUCGAGGGCGAUGUGGUGUCGGCCCUCAACAAGGCCUGGUGUGUGCACUGCUUCUCCUGUUCUACCUGCAACAGCCGGCUCACCCUGAAGAACAAGUUUGUGGAGUUCGACAUGAAGCCUGUGUGUAAGAGGUGCUAUGAGAAGUUCCCGCUGGAGCUGAAGAAGCGGCUGAAGAAGCUCUCGGAGCUGGCAGCCCGCAGGGCGCAGCCCAAGUCCGCGGGCCUCCAACCCGCCUGAGAGGCCCGCCCGCCGCCUGCCUCCCGCCAUCGUCCUCCUGCUCCCCCCGGCUUCGCUGCCCGCCCCCGCUGCCCGAACCUGUGGCUUCUCCCUGCCCGUCUCUCCGCUCAGCAUCCCCCCCCAAGGCGUCCCGUCCCUCCCCUCCCUCCUUCCACGAGGCCAGAGGCCACGGGGCAGGGGCCUGGGCGUGGCAAGCCUGUGACACAUCCUCGUCCACAGCUUCAGCCCGAGGUCUUCCAGGGACAGAAGCAAGUAGGGCCAGGGUCACCUGGGCCGGCCUGUCCUGACCUGUCCCAUCCCCGCAGGAGGCCUCGUGGCUCGCAUUCUGUGGCAGCUUGGCCAGCCUCCGCCCCCCCGUGGCACAGGUGUAGCCCACGGCCAGGCGGCCGCCCGGACCCCAGGGCCAUGUGGGUGGGCGCCCCCGGGGAACCACCCUGCAGUCCCCCGACUACGCACGCGCUCAGCCAAGCAGGAGCCUCGUGCCCAGGCCAGGCCGGCGAGUCCCGCUUCUUCAGCCCACGCAGCAGUGGGAGGGCCCCCGCUCGCCCCACCGCCAAGGCACCCGCUGACUCCCCGGUGCAGCCUGGGGCUAGGAGGUGGUGGGCUCUGGUGGGCGGCUCAUUCCUGCCCUCCGGGGAGGACAGCAUGGGACCUUGGUGUUGGGACUCACACUUGCACAACGAAUGAAGGCUUUUCUACACGA